GAAUAGAGUACAUCAAAUUAAAAAAAAAACAGAAAUAACAAGACGAAUAAUCAUUAUCUAUUUUCGCUAAGCAUUCAACUAAACAGUGAAAAAUAUAUGACAUUUGGUAAUUUUAUCAGAAUUAAACUUUUAAGUAUACUUCAGUGAAAUUGUUAUGCCUGUGUCUGCACCGCAACGUAUGAUUCGUAAAAUUCGUGUUAACCGUCAGCUAUCAGCUGCAUCCGACAAUACAGUGCGCCAAAUUAGUUGUAAAAUCAAGUGCCCCAAUCCGUUAUUUGAACGAUGGCUUCAGGAGAUGCUGUCGAAAGCAGAGGAACAGAAUUCCAUGAGUCGUAUACCUUUACAAAAGGCACUAAACUCGCUUCGUCGUUAUCCUCUUCCGAUUGCGUCAGGACGAGAUUGUUUUAUGCUAUUAGACUUUGGUAGAACAAUAUGCGAGUUACUUGAAAAACGGUUACAAGCAUACCGGCAGAGUUUUCCAAACGAGCAAACAUUUGCUUCGAAAAUUGACACGGAAGCGGAAAAAAUCUUAAACGAUAAGAAUCAAUGUUACUAUCAUCAACUCACUGCUGAAACACCAAAACUUACUAGUGAAUGUGAACAACCGGAGGCAGUGAUUGAUGAUGAUCAAUUUAAUCUGCCGAAUGAUUCUAUUUAUAAUAGUUUGGAUAUUGCUGAUUGUCAAAACGUGAUCAUAUCAAAUCCCCAAGUAAUUUUGUUUGUAGAUACUCAAGAAAUAAUUGGCAAAUCAAAAAGUUACCUGGAUCGCACGUUGAAGGAGCUUGAACAGUAUCAUGUGCCCCAUGAAGUUAAGCGUUUAGGCGUUGGUGAUUUUCUCUGGAUUAUACGUGAUAACAAUGGCCGGGAGUUUAUACUUCCGUACAUUGUGGAACGAAAAAGAAUGGAUGAUCUUGCAAGUAGUUUGAAAGAUGGUCGCUUCCACGAACAGAAAUUUCGGCUGAAGCAAUGUAGAUUGGCCAAUGUUAUCUAUUUAAUAGAGCAUUUGGGAAAUAAUCGUCAAGUUGGUGUUCCAGCAGGUACUCUUUCACAGGCUGCUCUGAACACAUAUGUACAUGGAUUUACCGUGAAAUAUACGGAGAAUCAUCACCACACUGUUCAGUAUUUAUCAGUUAUGACCAAGCUUCUCCAAACUAAUUUAAAGGAUAAGACAUUCUGGAACAUCACAAAAGAUUCUCAGGACCCAGUUCCCACAUAUGACUUUAACCAGCAGAGAGUUCCGCUGCUUCAGUUCGAAGUCUUCAAUACCCAAUCAUCCAAAACCCGCGAGUGUACAGUUCGAGAAAUAUUUAUGAAACAAUUACUUCAAAUUAAGCUGCUAACGAUCGACAAGGUGAACGCUAUUGUCGAACGUUAUCCAACGCCGAAGAAACUUUAUUUAGCCUUCGAGAAGUGCUGCAGUGAGCAGGAGAAAGAACGCCUAUUAAAUCUACCAUACGGACCCACGAAAAGGACAAUCGGGCUGAAGCUGAGUGCAAUCAUUUAUCAAUUAUUCAUGAACGACGUCUAUCAACGUUAAGACCCCCACCGCAUCGCAUAGUGAACGGGAACAGUGCAAAAGGUUCGUCAACCGGGACUAUAAUCAAGGACUUGUAAAUGAUAACACCGUUUUUCACUUAAGCCAUUUUCUGUGAUCUGCAAUAUCUUAUAUAGGUAAGUGUAUACAUUAGGGAAACGAAUCGGGAACGUGAUAUAUAUUGGUAUACACACUUCCGAUGUCCAUCAUGUAAAGCAAAAAAUAAAAUGCAUUCUCCGCUGGUUGGAACUGAA
This is a messenger RNA of Wyeomyia smithii (pitcher-plant mosquito), 1788 nucleotides long. RefSeq names its product crossover junction endonuclease MUS81 (gene mus81). The transcript has 4 exons. Bases 155 to 1537 code for a protein of 460 amino acids. NCBI's taxonomy places the organism in Eukaryota, Metazoa, Arthropoda, Insecta, Diptera, Culicidae. Gene Ontology annotation, cellular component: Holliday junction resolvase complex; nucleus. Gene Ontology annotation, molecular function: crossover junction DNA endonuclease activity; 3'-flap endonuclease activity; DNA binding. Gene Ontology annotation, biological process: DNA catabolic process; resolution of meiotic recombination intermediates; double-strand break repair via break-induced replication. The record is from RefSeq and is a predicted model, not a curated record.